AGAAGAUGUCUAUGUAGAACGUCCACAUAAAAUAAAACCAGUACAGAACUGUGACAGAUUUAACGCAGGAAAUUGUAGCGACGUCAAUUGUCAAGGCUAUUCAUUGAAGGAUUAAAGGUGGAGAAAAAAACUGAAGGUUGCUGUCGCUUGGACAGAUUAACGUUAGGCUACUGCGCUUGGAAAGAGAUCAGGACUCAGGAGAACAUUUAGACAUGUCUCAGCAGCAGCGGAUGGAUUGAAAGGUCUUUUCAUCCCGUAACUUUGUAUGUCUGUCUUCUUUAUUCGAAUAUAAAACCGGAAUAUCUUGGGAUGAUUCUGAUUGGCUAUAGUUGAAUUGUCCCAUUUCGGAAUAAUGAUUCGGUCAUUUCGUUUUGGAAAUAAUUGUGUAUGAAGACAGCAAGGAUUAUGGUGGACAAACUUCUUUUGCGUCUUGCAGCAGUAGCAGGUCUCAUCACUCUUGGAUUGUCUGGUACACCGGGAAAGAAAGCAGUGACAAACAAUUCGGGUGUGACCCCAAUUGGCCAAUGUGGCACCUGGAUAAAGGAGGCAGAGGGAGGCCUUUUCACCUCCCCCAAUUACCCCCAAAAGUAUCCCCCAGAGCGAACGUGUAUUUACAUAAUUGAGGCUUCACCAAGACAGUGCAUUGACCUCUUCUUUGAUGAGAAGUAUUCAAUAGAACCUUCAUGGGAAUGCAAAUUUGACCACAUUGAAGUUCGUGAUGGGCCCUUUUCAUUCUCUCCUUUACUUGGUCGAUACUGUGGCCAGGAAAGCCCUUUGUAUAUUAAAUCAAGUGGGCGAUACCUGCAUAUAAAGUUUGUUGCAGAUGGGGAACUGGAGGCAAUUGGAUUUUCUGCACGAUAUAACUUCACUCAAGAUCCUGAAUUUAAAGACAUGGGUGUCCUACCACCUCUGCCUUUUUGUGAAUUUGAUAUGGUUGGAUCAGAUGGGAUAAUUGAUUCUACUUCCAUACUCAAAGAGGGGAAAGCCUUGAACUCUGAGGCUGUGGAUUGUAAGUGGUUCAUUCGAGCACCGCCAAAUGGAAAGAUAUAUUUGCGGUUUUUGGAAUAUGAGAUGCACAACUCCAAUGAAUGCAAACGUAACUUUGUGGCCAUCUAUGAUGGGAGUAGCUCAGUGGCACACCUGAAGAACAAGUUCUGCAGCACAGUGGCCAACGAUGUGAUGUUGGUGUCUUCUGUGGGGGUCGUACGAAUGUGGGCUGAUCAAGACAGCCGGAAAACCUGCUUCCGGAUCCUUUACACAACCUUUCUAGAGCCCCCCUGUGAAGCAGAGGAUUUCUUUUGCCAUAGCAACAUGUGUAUCAACCACAGCUUGGUGUGUAACGGGAUCCAGAACUGUGUCUUCCCCUGGGAUGAGAAUAACUGCAAAGAGAAAAGGAAAGCCAGCAUCUUAGACAAACUUGACCACACCAAUGUCACAAUCAUUCUAGUCACCUGUGGUCUGGUGGUAGUCCUUCUCAUUGUGGCUAGUAUCAUUCAAGUGAAACAGCCACGGAAAAAAUACAUCAUCAGAAGAGAUGACUAUGACCCUACAUUGCUUCAUGAAGCCUUUGAGCCCCCACAUUACGAACUUUGCACCCUGCGGAGGGCAGUCUCCUCCGACCACGUGGGCGACACCACCAUGGGCGAGGACUUUGAAAGGUUUAACAAGUUCGCGCGGACUUCGUCCAAAUGCAUCCGUGAGCACCACUGUGGUGGACCCCAUUCCCAGGUGUCCUCUGUCCGGGGGAGCCAGAGUAAUCUGAGCGUACGUGACGCAGCCAUCCUGUCAGACAUGCCUCUAGCCCAGUCCCAUCACACCACGCCCUCCAGCCUCAGGAGCUUCCGGAUGAUGACGCACAGCUACUCGCAGGAUAGCCAUGGUGACUGUGACCUGGAUGACGACAUGGAUGACUGUCCCACCAGCCAUAGCCACCACGCCCUGGCCUCCCACGGGUCAAUGUCCAAUGAUUUCUAAUGUAUGAGGGACAUGUAUGAACCUGGCUACAACCCUAAUGAUUUUAUGUUCCUUUCUGCUUGUCCCAUUUGUUUUAAAUAAAUGUUUCUCGUUCUAACAUCGCCAUUGAGAGGUGGGACACAGGCACAGGAAGGAGGACUUUAAUAAAAAAGAGCUAAACAUUAACAAAAAAGGGUUUUUUUUACAAAAAGGAACAGAGUCCAAAGAAUAACUGACAAGAUACACUGGGAAAGGAGGAGCUUAAAUAGGGACAGUGAUCAGGAACACAGGUGAGAGCAAUGACAACAAACAGGUAUCUGUGCUCCAAAUAAGGAAGAGAGGGCUUUGGAUUCUGCUGACAGGGCAAGCCUGCCGUGCCAAGACAUGACACUUGUUCUACGUCGAUUUGCACAAAUAUCCUACAAAUUAAGAAUGCAUUGGAAUGGUUGCGAUUUCGAGAAUAUUUUUAUAUAUAAUGGUAAUAUUUAAAACAAAACACUGAUUAGAUCCUUUGGGUGAAUUCAUUCACCCCAAACAAAUGUUUUAGUUUAAGUGAAAUGUUUCAUCCAUAGGAGCAAACUGACCAAAACAGGGUUAGACACAAUUCUAAGGUGUAUUCAUGCAGUCAAUUUUUCUUUUCAUUUAACUGAGUGAAUGCACCUUAGAAUUUAGCAAACCGAUUCAAAAGGAUACAUUCAGGUAGGUCUCUCCCCUGUUUUGUUCUGUUUGACAAAGUAUCAUAUGUUUGUCCUACAGAAACUCUGAUAAAAAAUUGUUUGGCGAAAUUAAUCCCUUAGUCCCUUGCCUUGAUUUUAAUUGAUGUAUGUUGUGAAUAUGUAGUGGUGUAAUUUAUACACAUGAAACUGAUCUACAUGUUUUAUAUAUACCUCCUAUAUUUGCACCUGUUAUUAUUUGAUGUUUAGAUUUGUAUUGUUGUAUGGUAUUGUCUGUACACUCAGAGAUAUAUACUGUUCCCCCUGUUUCUUUUAGUCUACCCCUCUCCUAAUAGAAUACCUCUGUUUUGUUAUUAAAAGUGUAAGUGUAUUAUCUCUAACUUUA
Molecule: messenger RNA, 3012 nt
Organism: Esox lucius (northern pike)
Lineage: Eukaryota; Metazoa; Chordata; Actinopteri; Esociformes; Esocidae
Product: neuropilin and tolloid-like protein 1
Exons: 9
Coding region: 388-1974 (528 amino acids)
Molecular function (GO): protein binding
Source: RefSeq, a predicted model, not a curated record